AUGAGCCCUGCCCUGCUGCUGGCCCUCCUGGUCAUCACCCUCACCCUGCCUCGAGUGCAGACCCUGACCUGCUUCCAGGGGUCACUGAUGGAGGUGAGGAAUGCAUCAGAACUGCCCCUCCGGUGGACGACUGGCCAGAAGAACUGUGAGGAUGGCUGGGGCUGCCAGGAACUGCUGAUGCUCAUUGAGAAUGGACCCCAUGUGAACGUGGUGAUCAUCAAGGGCUGUACCCAGGAGGCCAACCAGGAGGCCCGAGUCACCCACCACAGGACAGGCCCCGGCCUCUCCAUCGCCUCCUAUACCCAUGUAUGCCGGGAAAACUUGUGCAACAGUCUGUCCACCAGCCUCCCUCUCUGGACCAUGCCCCCAACCACAGGCCUGGGGUCUCCGCGGUGUCCAGUCUGCUUAUCUGCAGAAGGCUGUCUGUCUGCACCAGAGCUGACCUGCCCUGCUGGGAGCACACACUGCUACAAUAUGGGCGUCCCCCUCUCCCCCUCUCUCCCUUUCCCCAGGGGGCCUCUCCACCGUCUGAAAGUCCAGGGAUGCAUGACCCAAGCAGGCUGCAACCUGCUUAAUGGGACUUGGGAAAUUGGGCCCAUCUCUCUGAGGGAGACCUGUGAUCCUAAAGAUUUUCUGAUCUGUCAUCGGGGGGUCAUGUUGACAGCUUCUCAAAACCUGACUUAGAAACCCGAAGAAUACGGGGAGGUGUGUCAGGAGACUCUUCUGCUCAUACAUGCAGGACACAGAUCACUCCUCCUGGCGAGCAAAGGCUGCAGCAAGGCCAGGACACAGGCACCCCAGGCCAUCUCCAUACACUCAAGGCCCCCCGGAGUACUCGUUGCGUCCUAUGCCCAUUUCUGCUCCUUUGACAAGUGCAACUCAGCCAGCAGCAGCAGCGUCCUGUUGAACUCCCUUCCUCGUCUAGCUGCCCCUGCUCCAGGACACUUACGGUGUCCCACCUGUGUGGGAGUAUUUGGAUCCUGCUCACCUGAUAUUGUGACCUGUCCUGAGGGUACCAGUCAUUGUUACAACGGUCACAUUGCUAUCAGAGGAGGUGGGCUAAGCUCUUCAUCAAACAUCCAAGGCUGUGUGGCCAAACCUUCCAGCUCCUUAUUGAACCAUACCCGGAAUAUUGGGGUCUUUGCUGUGACCGAGAACAGCAAUCGCAGGGAUGAGGGGGGUGAAGAUUUGAAUAAGCACAUACUCCAAAAUGGAGCUGCUCCUGCCCCCUACCUGGCUUGGAUGGUAUGGCUGGGGCUUUCCCUAGCCAUUUGGUGUGGGGGGCCCUCCCUCCUGACCCCACUUCCCCUUGAUUCUCAGCCCUUGCUAACCCCUUAG
Phacochoerus africanus (Common warthog) is the source of this 1338-nucleotide messenger RNA. RefSeq names its product CD177 molecule (gene CD177). Gene Ontology annotation, cellular component: plasma membrane; plasma membrane raft. Gene Ontology annotation, biological process: cell-cell junction maintenance; regulation of integrin-mediated signaling pathway; leukocyte cell-cell adhesion. The record is from RefSeq and is a predicted model, not a curated record. NCBI's taxonomy places the organism in Eukaryota, Metazoa, Chordata, Mammalia, Artiodactyla, Suidae.